AGGGGAAGGAAGGACACCAGCCAUCACCAAGAGACAGGAGACUUUAAAGUUUAAAUAGGCAGGUCUGAGUGCCUGGAAUAGGCACUUGAGUUUUAACCUCUGAAGAACUGAAAAGCUGAAGCCCUUCUCUGCUGACCGGGAAGGAAGCAGGUAGAGAAGAUGGGCGACUGGAGUGCCCUUGGUAGGCUCCUGGACAAAGUCCAAGCCUAUUCUACUGCUGGAGGCAAGGUGUGGCUCUCUGUCCUUUUCAUUUUCCGAAUCUUGCUUCUGGGGACAGCAGUGGAAUCUGCCUGGGGAGAUGAGCAGUCAGCUUUCCGAUGCAACACUCAACAACCAGGUUGUGAAAAUGUCUGCUAUGACAAAUCGUUUCCGAUAUCUCAUGUGCGUUUCUGGGUGCUGCAGUUCAUUUUUGUUUCGGUGCCAACCCUUUUGUAUUUAGCACACGUCUUCUACGUGAUGCGAAAAGAAGAGAAACUAAACAGGAAAGAGGAGGAGCUCAAGGUGGUCCAAAGCGAGGGAGUCAAUGUAGACCUGCCUCUAAAGCAGAUAGAAAUCAAGAAGUACAAGUAUGGGAUUGAAGAACAUGGCAAGGUCAAAAUGCGCGGCGGGCUGCUUCGUACUUACAUCAUCAGCAUCAUUUUCAAAUCUAUCUUUGAAGUGGCCUUUGUCAUGAUACAGUGGUACAUCUAUGGAUUCACUCUGCAAGCCAUCUACACUUGCGAACGGGUGCCAUGUCCACACAAAGUGGAUUGCUUCCUCUCUCGUCCCACAGAGAAAACCAUCUUUAUUAUCUUCAUGCUGGUAGUAUCCAUAAUAUCUCUGACUCUCAAUGUCAUUGAGAUCUUUUAUGUCACCCUCAAGAGCAUUAAAGAUCGCAUGAAGACCAAAAGCAAUCCUUUCUCUCCCAACAGUGGCUUAAGUCCCUCCAAGGACUGCGGAUCUCCGAAAUACGCCUACUUCAAUGGAUGCUCCUCUCCGACUGCCCCCUUGUCGCCCAUGUCUCCACCAGGAUACAAGCUUGUAACGGGAGAUAGGAACAAUACAUCGUCCUGUCGCAACUACAAUAAACAAGCCAGUGAACAAAACUGGGCAAACUACAGUGCCGAACAGAACAGGAUUGGACAAGCUGGGAGCACCAUUUCCAACUCACAUGCCCAGAACUUUGAAUUUAACGAUGAGCCGGAGAGCACCAAGAAAGUGGGCUCUGGCCACCACGAGCUCCAGCCUCUCACAGCGGUUGACCAGCGGCCACCAAGUCGUGCCAGCAGUCGAGCCAGCAGCAGACCACGACCCGAUGACCUGGAGAUCUAGCCCUUUGGAAUUGCCGUAGUCAGUGCGACUAUGAAAUACGAAUUGCAUUAGCACGUGGUGUUCACGUGGUUCCCACGGAGGUGUGGUACUUUAACAGUCUCAGCCAGGAGAUUUUAAUAAGCAAUAUAUAAUUAUAUAUAUAUUAAAAAAAAUGUUGAUUUUCUUUUUUUUUUCUGGUAACUGGGAAGCGGGGUGAUGUGAGGGAGAACAGCACAUACUGGUAUUUAAAGUAGCUGGUUUAAAAGAAAAUCUUAGUCAACACAACAGUAGGGGGAGUUGGUUUUUGUUUUGUUUUAGAAAUAUUAUAUGUCAGGAAAUGUAUGUCUAUAAUAUGUCGAUUUUUCUAAAAAGUUUCGUUUUUGUUAUACUAAAAAGUUACACUGAAAUAAAUUGGGGGGGGGGAAUGGUUUAGGAUGAAAUGCAGAUAUCAUUCCUUUACUGAACAACUGGCAGCCUUAAGUCAGAUAUUGAUCAUUUUUCUAUUAAGAACAUUCCUUUGCUAAAAUGUGCACUUUGGGACAAUUUCCUGGGAUGAACUUGUCAUGCAGUUAUCAUCUGUUUCCCUGGAAUCAAUCAAUUACAUUUCAGACAAGGCCCACCCAAUAUGCUUUGACCAUUUUCUUCCUGCUUCAGAUCUUUCAACCUAAGUUAACGAAUCAGUUCAAGGAUUUUUCAAUUUUAUUAAAUUUCAUUCUACCGCUACUGCAAGAUUCUACCAACUUGAAUAUAGGAUCCUACUCAAACUCUCAUUAUUUUAGCUAUGGUUGGGUGACCAUCCUGAAACUGUUUUGGAGAUGAUCAGAAAAAUCAUGGGUUGUUUGUUUUAUUCUUGCUGCUUCUCCUCCUUUUUAAAACUUGGUUUUGCCAUUUCUCUGUGAAUGCUUAGGAGGGAUAUGAAGCCAAAUUGGGAAUCAUCUAGAAAACACAAAUAGACAAUGCAAUCACAUGCAUGAUUAUUUGAAGCUGUGGUUGUAAUUAGCAAACCAACAAACUAUGAUUUCCAACUAUUAUAUUGCCCUCAAAGAUCAUACCUUAUCCUACCACAUAAUACAAAAUGGCUCAGUGUUACGUGUGGACCCUGCCAUAGCCUUCACUAAUUACUAGCUAUAAAAUGUGAAGCUGGACAAAUGAAAUUAUUUUUGUCUGAUGUGGUCAUCUACUAUGUACAAAUCUUUUCACAGUUUAAGUUCCAUCAGAAGCAGGGAGUUGGGCAAUUGUGUGGUUGGAAUCACAGCCACUAUAACUAGAGUUAUUUGUGAUUGCUGUACGAUAACUGGAGUUAUUUGUGGUUGCUAUACAAUCGCACUGAUACACCCAUAAAAUGGUUAACUAUUAUGGGUUAUUAUGGGUCACUAUCGUGUUUACAUUAAAAGAUUCCAGCAGUGCAAACAAAUCAGGUAUUCUUUUAAAGAAUUUCAAUAUUUCCAUAUAUUUUAUAGCAAGUGUAUUUCACGAAUUAAGGAUAUUUCAAGAAUCAAGUUCUGGUGGCUUUUGAAAAACUUCCAUUUGCAUUCCAGCUAGACAUUUUGCCACAAUAAAACUUGUGAGUAAAACAUCCAAAGUUGCAUAUUUCUGCAAUCAAUUAUCUUUCCUUAAAAUUAAGGAAGAAUUCUGCUUGUUUCUCCAUCUUUUUAUAAUUUAUGCUUGAAUAACAAUGAUGGUAGUACUGGGAGAAGGGAAGAUUGUUAGCCUGCCAAUAAUGUGAGAGACUUGAGGAUAAAUUACACAUCCAUAUUGUGCAGUAAUUGCAGUUAUCAUGUGAUAGCUUGAGAGGUGGAGAAAUUAAUUAACUGCACUGCAACCUCAUUGGAUGGUGUAAAUAGAUCCUUACAUAAACUGUUUUGAGCUGUAUUAAUAAUCCCUAUGACAAUUUUAAGAUAUCAAGAAUGUUACACUUGCUGUUCACUUAUAAGUUAGCUCAAUAAUAACAUGAUUCAAUUCACUUUUGAUAGUCCAUUUUUCUUAAUGACAGUUUUAAUAUUUGCACACAUUUUUGUCGGGGUGUAAGUGAGGCUGAAAGAGUACAAUUCUAAUUUAUUUGAAAUAUAUAUUAAGGAAAUAUACCAGUGUUUAUUUUCCAUUUUCAACCACAGUGCCUUUUUAGUUCAACGCAGUUCAUGCAGCUUCGGUUUCAUUUUGCAGCAACACAGAUUUAAAUGUUUAAUAUGUUUUACCAAGUUGUUUGACGUUCACUUUUAAAACUAUUGUCAAGCUCAUUGAUUGCAUGCAUACUUCCAUAGUUCAUCAAAUCACACUGUCUGGAGAACAAACCUUAGUCAAUAAAGUUUAAUUUAGUAUAA
Messenger RNA from Protobothrops mucrosquamatus (brown spotted pit viper), 3611 nucleotides. It is a transcript of the gene GJA1, whose product is annotated as gap junction protein alpha 1. The record is from RefSeq and is a predicted model, not a curated record. Bases 160 to 1311 code for a protein of 383 amino acids. Gene Ontology annotation, cellular component: connexin complex. Gene Ontology annotation, molecular function: transmembrane transporter activity. The transcript has 2 exons. Gene Ontology annotation, biological process: heart development; cell-cell signaling. NCBI's taxonomy places the organism in Eukaryota, Metazoa, Chordata, Lepidosauria, Squamata, Viperidae.